CCGUUACCACGCCUAUGGAUCAAACAAUUCAAGAUAGAUACUUGGGAUCUUCGAAAGACCCCUCCAUAAAUUGAUCCUGGGGUCAAUACCGUUAAAUCGUUCUCGAUAACGGUUAUUAAAUGUCAAAUGUCGUUUUAUGUUUUUCAACAUAAUAUUUAGUAUCAUAUUUUGGGCUCGUUGGAAAGCUUUUCAAAUUUCUAACAUGAUUGAAGCAGUGCCAAUAGGUCCUGAACCGGCUUGGGCGAACUUCUGAGCGAUAUACAUAUAAAUCAGUUCAAAUCAUUGGUGAAUCAGUAAACGGUAAAUGAUGCGAAAGCAUUUUUAAGAGAGAAGUCAUGAGUUUCAGUAUUUCGCAAAGCACUUAGACGCUUUGCUACCCUUUUUUGCGUGUAUCAAAGUAAUUUUGGAAUAUCAUGUUAAUUUUUAUGUAUUGUAUACCUGAAGUGGUAUGAGUAGAGAUAAUUCUCAUCACAUAAAAAGAAUUUUGUAGUCAUUAUCUAAUAACAUCCAACUUAGAAUCAGUAUCAGUGCGACUUUCAAACUGUUAAAGUCACUUUAAUUUGUAGAUCUCGCAGUGAAAUAAAAUUCUCAAAUGGCUCCAAUUAAAUUCUAUCACCAUCCCAUGAGUCCACCUUCGCGUUUGGUUUUUUUGACUAUCAAGAACCUAAACCUAGAUGCGAACAUUGAAGUCCUCGAUCUAUUUAAUAAAGCCCAAUUAAGUCCUGAAUUUGUGAAGAAGAAUCCGCAGCAUACCGUGCCAACCAUUGAGGAUAAUGGAUUUAUUUUGUGGGAAUCCCGUGCUAUUGCUUCGUACUUAGUUUCAGCCAAAGCUCCUGGAAGCUCUUUGUAUCCGACAGACCCCAAGAAAAAAGCUGUUGUGGAUGCAAGAUUGUAUUUGGAUCAAGCUCUGCAACUUGCACUGACAGCAAUUGUCUUUCCAAUUCAUACCCAAGGUGCCACAAGCAUUGAAAAGGAUAAAAAGGACAAAGCUUAUCAGAUCCUCGAGAAUCUGAACACUUUUAUGGAAGGAAAACCAUACGCUGCUGGAAAUGAAUUAACAAUUGCCGAUUUGGCUCUUUUAGCCACAAUAUCAAGCCUCUACGAAAUGGGAGCCAAUAUUCCGAAAUUCAAGAACAUCAUGUCUUGGUACAAAAAACUGGAGUCAAUCCCUGGCUUUAAAGAGAAUGGUGAAGGCGCUAAAGGUCUGGGGGAUUAUGUAAAAUCGAAAGUCUCUAUUAGCGGAACUUGGGAUGAUUAACACGAUAUCCUUGUACAAAAAUGUACAUUUGAAUAUAAUUAUUUUUGAUUUGUCAAAAAGAAAGAAGUGCAGAAAAUUAAAAAAAAAUAAAAAAGACAAGUGAUUUUGCAUUUUUUGUUAUCUGGAAAUAAAAUGAAGAGGUCAAGAGACCUGAUAGAAAAGUGUAAA
Molecule: messenger RNA, 1426 nt
Organism: Phlebotomus papatasi
Lineage: Eukaryota; Metazoa; Arthropoda; Insecta; Diptera; Psychodidae
Product: glutathione S-transferase 1-1-like
Exons: 3
Coding region: 593-1258 (221 amino acids)
Biological process (GO): glutathione metabolic process
Molecular function (GO): glutathione transferase activity
Source: RefSeq, a predicted model, not a curated record